GAAGAACUGACUGGACUGUCUAAAGGAAGCCGUAGCACUGUGGGAUGAAUUUCAAGUAAAGAAGCCUUAUCUGAGUGGAAGAACUAAGAAUGGAGGACCCCUUCACCCUCACAGUGCCCUGUGACUGCAGCCUUGCGUUCGGUGCCGCUCUGCCACCAGAGAGGCAAAUGCUGUCAGCUCUGUCCCUGUUCUUCAUCGUGGUAUCUCUUGCCACCGUCAGGCCUGCUGCUGUUGCCAAGGAGUCACGUGACACCUGUGAAGAAAUACAGGCCUUUCAAGGUGUUCAAGACACAAGAGCACUUCCAGGGAAAUUAUUCUUAUACCCCAUAUCACCAUUUGCUUUCCAUGGAACAAUAACUCACUACAAGGUCACUCUGGCUAAUGGAUCAGUGUUGCCAAAAUGGCUGGAAUAUAACCCUAACACCAGCACACUUCAAGGGCUGCCAAUGCUGGAAGAGAGCGGAGAAUACCAUUUCACUGUAGCAGCACAUGGAGAGGCUUGUGACCCAAAUACACCAGUGGCCACUGCCAAUUUUGCACUUCAUGUUCACAACUACAUAACUGUCUGUGAAAAGCAAGCAAGCACAAAUCAAAAGCCCAUGAAUUACAAGCUGAACUUCAUGCCACUUCUGUGUUUCCAGAGGAACAAGGUAAAAGCAUCCUUCCACUUACCCCAUCUGAGGAAUUAUUUUGUGGCACAGGAGCAAUACAUACAUCUUGGUUGCCCACUUCCCAGAUGAUGCCCACAGGUCAGCCAAAUACCUCCCCAAGAGUUGUCAAUGCCAUUAAUUGGAUAACAGCAACCAUUGGACACAAGUUCUCAUUUUCAGUACCUCCAGACACAUUUUAUGAUCAGGAAGAUGGAGAUACAUCUCAGUUGACCCUUGGAAUGAGCCCAGUUAAUGGUUCUCCCAUAGGCCCUGGGAACUGGUUGCACUUUAAUUCACAUUUCCAAAUCAUGCAUGGCUAUCCACUUGCUAACGAUUUCCAGUAUUCACCUCAGGAAUUUUUACUGUUUGCCACUGAUUCUGGAGGGCUGAAGACUUCUGAUACGCUGACAAUAGAGCUACUCAGACCUACCACUAUCCCGUGUCACAAUUAUACC
Molecule: messenger RNA, 1105 nt
Organism: Gekko japonicus
Lineage: Eukaryota; Metazoa; Chordata; Lepidosauria; Squamata; Gekkonidae
Exons: 6
Coding region: 90-740 (216 amino acids)
Biological process (GO): axon guidance; nerve development; muscle attachment
Cellular component (GO): sarcolemma; dystroglycan complex
Molecular function (GO): calcium ion binding; laminin binding
Source: RefSeq, a predicted model, not a curated record